UUUCUUCUUCACUCUUCCUCUUCCUCUUGCAGCUUGCUUUCUCUUUUCUCAUCAAUGGCUUCUAAUCUCUCUCUCUCAUUCAUCCCGGAAUUUCAUCGUCCACUUGGAAAUUUUCACAAAACGUUUCAAAGAGUCCCUCUCUUUGGCCUUCACCCGUUGUGUUCGUUUUCCAAUUACCAAAUCCGGAAGAGCAUUUCAAGCUGUAGAGGACGAUCUGCAGCCAUUCGUGCUAUCAAUCAGGAAGUUGUUCAAUCUCCAAGUUCAGAGUCGAUCCGCGAGUCGAAAACUGAUCCUGUUGCAUCUUCUAAACUCGUCCUUGUCGUCGGCGCUUCCGGCGGUGUCGGACAGUUGGUGGCAGCAGCUUUGCUUGACCGGAAUGUCAAAUUACGCCUGUUACUGCGAGACCCCGAGAAAGCAACUACAUUAUUUGGUGAACAGGACGAAGAUAUGUUACAGGUACGCAAAGGUGAUACAAGGAACCCAGAAGACCUAGAUCCAUCUAUAUUUGAGGGUGUCACGCAUGUGAUUUGCUGCACAGGAACAACAGCCUUCCCUUCAAAGCGAUGGGAUGGGGAUAACACUCCUGAACGAGUAGAUUGGGAGGGUGUGAGAAACCUUAUAUCAGCGCUUCCUCGAUCAGUAAAAAGAGUAGUUCUUGUUUCAUCAAUAGGCGUAACCAAAUUCAAUGAAUUGCCAUGGAGCAUUAUGAACCUUUUUGGUGUUCUCAAAUACAAAAGGCAAGGGGAGGAUUUUCUUCGUGACUCAGGUCUUCCCUUUACAAUAAUCAGAGCUGGUAGGUUGACUGAUGGACCAUACACCUCAUAUGAUCUUAAUACUUUGCUCAAAGCUACAGCAGGGCAACGGCGUGCUGUCCUCCUUGGUCAAGGUGACAAACUUGUUGGAGAGGCCAGCAGGAUUGUGGUUGCUGAAGCUUGCAUACAGGCUCUGGACAUUGAUUUCACUGAAGGACAGGCAUACGAAAUUAACUCUGUUGAGGGGGAAGGUCCAGGGAAUGAUCCUCAGAAGUGGAGUGAACUAUUCAGAGCUGCAACACAGUGAUUUGGUUCCCCCACGUAUCUCUCUCUCUCUCCUCCAUUUACUGUAAAUUAUUCACUUGAAAUUUGCUUCUCUCUCUCACACACUUCCCUAAAUGUAAUAUAAAAGUUUAGUGACAAAUUCAAAAUAGAUUUUGUAUGUUUCAAA
Messenger RNA from Cucurbita maxima (winter squash), 1203 nucleotides. RefSeq lists its product as uncharacterized. Bases 55 to 1059 code for a protein of 334 amino acids. Lineage: Eukaryota; Viridiplantae; Streptophyta; Magnoliopsida; Cucurbitales; Cucurbitaceae. The transcript has 9 exons. The record is from RefSeq and is a predicted model, not a curated record.